UUUAACCAGAGAACAUAGAACAGAAGAAAAACACAAACAAACAAAUAUUAAUUUGAUUCUGGGAAACAAAAGGGAAAAUCAAAAGUCAAAAAAACAAAAAAGAUGGAAGAAGAAAACAAGACAAAUCUAGAAACAGGAAAGGCAGAGAGAGCAGUUUGGUUAAUGAAGUGUCCUGUAGUUGUUGCAAAAUCAUGGCAAUCAUCCGAAUCCCAACAAAAUCUUGCUAAAGUUGUUGUUUCUCUUGAUCCUCUUCAUCCUGAACACCCCAAUUCUCUUCAGUUUUCUAUGGAAAUGGCUAGCAGUGAUAUUCCAAAUAUGCCGAAGAGCUACUCCUUAAACAUGUUCAAGGAUUUUGUUCCCAUGUCCAUUUUUUCUGAAUCAACCCAAGGGAAGGUUGCCGCGGAAGGUAAAAUUGAACAUAAGUUUGACAUGAAACCCCAUAACAAGAAUAUGGAGGAGUACAGAAAGAUGUGUCGUGAAAGAACAAAUAAGUCUAUGGUUAAAAAUAGACAGAUAAUGGUGAUUGACAAUGACCGAGGUAUGCAUAUGAGACCCCUGCCUGGAAUGAUUGGCUUGAUUCCAGCUAACAAUAAGGAUAAGAAGAAAGCUACUGUUCCAGUCAAGGCACCAGAAGUUAAGAGAACCAGGAGGGAUCGUGGAGAGCUGGAAGAUAUCAUGUUUAAGCUUUUCGAGAGACAACCUAAUUGGGCUUUAAAGCAGUUAGUCCUUGAAACGGACCAGCCGGCGCAAUUCUUGAAAGAAAUUCUGAACGACCUUUGUGUCUACAACAAACGUGGAUCCAAUCAAGGAACAUACGAGCUGAAGCCAGAAUAUAAGAAAUCUGUAGAGGAUACAGGUGCUGAGUGAUACAUGUGUUUGUAAAAGAUGGUGCAAGUAACGGCAGGUGGUCAGGGUUACCAAAUCAGCCUAGAGGCACUUAUACCAAUCAACACUCGAACUGACACUUUUUAACUUUUGCAAUAUAUGAAAGAUCCGCUUAUUGAUGUCAUUACAGCUACUUUUGAAAAUGCUGUUACCUGGUAAUGUGUGUGGUGCUGCUACUUUGUAUGGCUAAAAAAGAAUAAAACGAAAGUGUGUACAAUUGUGUAGUAAAAUCGUGGGUGUACCGAUCACCUCUGCAUCUCUCAUCUCAUGUGUGCUUUCUUAUACUAUCGAGGCACUGCAUAGUGUAUGAGGUUAUAUAUAUAAAAAAAAAAAAGUGUUAGUAUAACAUUCAUGAAUUAUAGAAUAUGUUGCUUCCUUAA
Molecule: messenger RNA, 1265 nt
Organism: Erigeron canadensis
Lineage: Eukaryota; Viridiplantae; Streptophyta; Magnoliopsida; Asterales; Asteraceae
Product: transcription initiation factor IIF subunit beta-like
Exons: 6
Coding region: 103-867 (254 amino acids)
Biological process (GO): transcription initiation at RNA polymerase II promoter; transcription by RNA polymerase II
Cellular component (GO): transcription factor TFIIF complex
Source: RefSeq, a predicted model, not a curated record